This is a messenger RNA of Oncorhynchus keta (chum salmon), 3144 nucleotides long. It is a transcript of the gene rwdd3, whose product is annotated as RWD domain containing 3. The record is from RefSeq and is a predicted model, not a curated record. Lineage: Eukaryota; Metazoa; Chordata; Actinopteri; Salmoniformes; Salmonidae. Gene Ontology annotation, biological process: positive regulation of hypoxia-inducible factor-1alpha signaling pathway; positive regulation of protein sumoylation. The transcript has 4 exons. Bases 1685 to 2347 code for a protein of 220 amino acids. Gene Ontology annotation, molecular function: protein binding.
ACCGAUAAGUGUCAUUCGCCCACUAUUUCCCGCAGUUCUGUUAACAAUGGCAUGUGUUCGGCAGGCGGGGGCGAAGGACACUGUUUACCGAUGUUGCGAGCAAAGAGGACUCUGGUACACAGCGGGAAAAACUCAGAUAACUUUUAUUUCCCUUUUGACCCAAUAGGGGGAUUUCAGCCACACCCGUUUCUGACAGGUGUAUAAAAUCGAGCACACAUGCAAUCUCCCCAGCCAAACAUUGGCCUUACUGAAGAGCUCAGUGACUUUCAAUGUGGCACCGUCAUAGGAUACCACCUUUCCAACAAGUCAGUUUGUAAAAUUUCUGCCCUGCUAGAGCUGCCCCGGUCAACUGUAAGUGCAGUUGUGGUGAAGUGGAAAAAUAUAGGAGCAACAACGGUAGGCCACAAGCUCACAACAGGACCAGUAUGCUACACAAUCUCACGGAACAGGCCCGCUUAGUGCAGGACGCACGUAGUGUGUAAAAAUAGUCUACCCUCGGUUGCAACACUCACUACCGAGUUCCAAACUGCCUCUAGAAGCAACGUCAGCACAAUAACUGUUAGUUGGGAGUUUAAUGAAAUGGGUUUAUAUGUCAGAUUAACCGCACAUGAGCCUAAAAUCACCAUGCGCACUGCCAAGCGUUGUCUGGAGUGGUGUAAAGCGCGCCGCCAUUGGACUGGAGCAGUGAAAACGCGUUCUCUGGAGUGAUGAAUAAUGCUUCACCAUCUGGCAGUCCGAUGGACAAAUCUUGGUUUGGUGGAUGCCAGGAAAACGCUACCUGCCCGGAUGGACAGUGCCAACUUUAACAUUUGGUGAAAGAGGAAUAAUGGUCUCGGGCUGUUUUUCAUGGUUCGGGCUAGGCCUCUUUGUUCCAGUGAAGGGAAAUCUUAACAUUAAAUCAUACUUUCUAGACGAUUCUGUGCUUCCAACUUUGUGGCAAUAGUUUGGGGAAGGCCAUUCCCCAAGCUCAGCAUGACAAUGCCCCUGUGUAGAAAGCGAGGGCCAUACUGAAAUGGUUUGUUGAGAACGGUGUGGAAGAACUUGACUGCCCUGCACAGAGCCCUGACCUCAACCCCAUCUAACACCUUCGGGAUAAAUUGGAACACAGACUGCGAGCCAGGCCUAAUCGCCCAACAUCCGUGCCCAACCUCACUAAUGCUCUUGUGGCUGAAUGGAAGCAAGUCCCCGCAGAAAUGUUCCAACAGCUUCGAGUGGAAAGUCUUCCCAGAAGAGUGGAGGCUGUUAUAACAGAAAAGGGGGGACCAACUCCAUAUUAAUGCCCAUGAUUUUGGAAUGAGAUGUUUGACGAGCAGGUAUCCACAUAAUUUUGGUCAUGUAGUGUAGUUUUAUUUACAAAUUGAACUAGCUAGCUACACUACAAGUAAAUCCGCUCUCUUGACCAUAGUUUCUUGUCUGGAUACGGGUGGAACUAAAAAUAGGGCCUUGAAGUACAUCGGACAUAAACAACAAGCACACAUUUAACGCGUACAUUUUUUUUAAAUGAGUGAAAGAAGCACCUAUUUCUUUUGAGAUAUUUUGAAUGACAGUUGUUAUUUGAAAUGUCUGAGCUGGCAUUGGAUGAAAUGUCCGUUUUAUCAGCAAUAUACUGUGAAAAGGACGAAUUUGAGCUACUUGAGAAAUCAGUGUUUUCACAGCAGAAAAGGGACUUGUAUUCCGCAUCCAGAUGGAGGUGGAAGCAGCCACCAGUGAGAGAACUCUUUUGAGUCUCCUCUUCCAGCUGCCAACAGAGUACCCCCACUGUGUCCCAAAAAUAAGUGUCAGCUCUAAACAGCUCUCCAGGAAACAAUGCCAACACAUCAAGCAGAGUCUGCUGGAAAAGGCCUCCGCACUGGAGCCAGACCCCAUGGUUCAUGAACUACUGCUGUGGCUCCAACAGAACUUCACUGAACUUACUUUAAAUGACCAGUCCCUGGUGGAGGUGCAAGAGGAGGUUGGUGAGGAGGAGACGUGGAUAGCUCUUUUUCUAAUAGACCAUAUGAGGUCCAAAACAAAAUAUAUAAAGGCAAUUGAAAAGUGGAGCUCGGAUUUGGGGCUCACCGGAAGGCUGUUCUUGGGGAAGUUGAUACUGGUCCUUCUGCAAGGCGCAAGGAGGAGUAUCAAGGAAUACAUCCAUCUCCAGAGAACUGUGAAAGUAGAUGUGGAUUCAUCAGGAAAGAGAUGCAAAGAGAAGAUGAUGAGAGUUCUUUGCGAAACCCAAGUCUCAGACCUCAAACGGAUCUCAUCUUUUGAAAUCAAAGAGUUUUUGUCCCUUGAGGAGCUACAAAGGGAGUUUGAGCAAGUUGGACUAUUGAAACUGUACCAAGAGUUUGUGGCCACAUUGCCGUAGCCAUCAUGGCUUUUGUCAAGUCAUGCUUUUCCAAACUGGUGCAGAUUAUGUGAACUUUAUACUUUCCAUAUGACAGUUAACGGAAGGACUAAUCUAAACAUCUGAUUAACAUUCAGUUAUGGGUUACAUUUGUGCAUUGAACAUGUAAACGGUAUUCAAAAGGUUUUUCUACCAUCCACAUGAUGGCAGCAAAGUCUACCAUUUGAAUCAAAGAUUUGUAAAGUUAGUUUAUUCAAAUCUUUUUUUUUUUAUUGUCACACACUGGAUAGGUGCUUUGAAAUGUGUUGUUAUACAGGGUCAGCCAUAGUUGCAUGGCACCACUGGAGCAAAUUACUGUGAAGUGCUUUGCUCAACAGCACAUCGAUAGGUUUUUCACCUUGCCAACUCAGGUAUCCACUUAAGCUCUUCCCUAGUUGAAAAGUUGUGCCUUGCUUUCUACUCCUGAAAGAUUUGUUCCUCCUUGUACCUCUUCAUCAGAUGAAAUACAUGAAGGUUAAGGUCAUAUAGAAAAACUUCUAUAAAGUGGUCCACAAAUCUCUGAUGUUACAUGAAAGUUGCAUCAUAGGACUUAGCUUCGGAUGGCGUAUAGGAUGUUGUAUACAGAUGCGUAUCGUUCCGAUACCUAGCGUCUGAAAUUAAUAACAGCCAUACAGUUUUAGCCUCGCGAGCCACCCUAAUUUCGCAAGCUUACAUACAGUGCAUUCGGAAAGUAUUCAGAUCCCUUGACUUUUUCCACAAUUUUGUUACGUUACAGAUUUGUUCUAAAAUGUAUUAAAAAUAAAAAUUUCUACAUAGAA